AUGUUGAUUCCUGACGGGUAUCUGACUGAAGAACGCAAAGCCGAGAAUCCAGAUAAGGAUACCUUCCAUACUUUCUUCUCUGAGACAGGAAGCGGCAAAUAUGUUCCCCGAACGAUAUACUGCGAUCUCGAACCGAAUGUGGUCGACGAGGUUCGGACUGGUACCUAUCGCCAGCUCUUCCACCCUGCCCAGAUGAUCACUGGAAAGGAAGACGCCUCGAACAACUUCGCUCGUGGACACUAUACUAUCGGCAGAGAGAUAAUCGACGAUGUUGUGGAAAGAGUCAAUCGUCUUGCUGAGAACUGUGAUGACCUGCAGGGAUUCUUACUCUUCCACUCCCUAGGCGGCGGUACGGGUUCGGGUUUUGGAACACUUCUCCUAGAGCGUCUAGCCACCCACUUUGCAAAGAAGAGCAAGCUUGAGUUUUGUGUCUACCCUGCUCCCAACCUGUCAACUUCGGUAGUCGAGCCGUACAAUUCGGUACUGGCUACAAGCUCGACUAUGGAGUUAUCGGAUUGCAGCUUCCUCCUUGACAACGAAGCCAUCUAUGAUAUCUGCACGAAGCAGCUCACCAUUGAACGGCCAGGACUAGAAAACUUGAACCGUCUCGUGGCACAAGUCAUAUCUUCGGUUACGGCAUCUGUCCGUUUCGGUGGCUAUCUUAAUGUUGAUCUGGCUGAAUUCCAGACCAACCUUGUUCCGUUCCCUCGUGUUCAUUUCCCCAUGUUUGCCUAUGCACCCAUCGCACAGGACUCCAGGGCUACCCAUGAAACAAAUACUAUCCGUGAAAUGACAUUGGCCUGUUUCGAUCCAAGCAACCAGAUGGUCAAAUGUAACCCGCAGAAUGGCAAAUACAUGGCAACCUGUCUGCUCUACCGCGGUAACAUCAUCCCCAAGGAAGUCCAUUCUGCGGUUGCUACUGUCAGAACCAAACAGACCAUCCAGUUUGUCGACUGGUGUCCCACUGGUUUCAAGAUUGGUAUCUGUGAUAAAGCUCCUGAGCACGUGCCAAAUGGUGACAUGGCAAAGACGGACCGUGCAGUGUGCAUGCUUUCCAAUACAACUGCCAUCGGAGAGGCAUGGACGUCUCUCUGCCACAAGUUUGACCUUAUGUACUCCAAGCAAGCCUUUGUUCACUGGUUCGUCGGCGAAGGCAUGGAAAUGGGUGAGUUCGCUGAAUCUCGUGAAAAUCUAGCGGUCCUGGAGCGUGACUACCAGGAAAUCGCCAACGCCGAGGGUGAUGAAGAACCCGAGCAGGAGUACUAA
Trichophyton benhamiae CBS 112371 is the source of this 1266-nucleotide messenger RNA. RefSeq lists its product as uncharacterized. Gene Ontology annotation, cellular component: microtubule; cytoplasm; nucleus. The record is from RefSeq and is a predicted model, not a curated record. Gene Ontology annotation, molecular function: GTP binding; structural constituent of cytoskeleton. The transcript has 5 exons. Gene Ontology annotation, biological process: nuclear division; nuclear migration by microtubule mediated pushing forces; mitotic cell cycle. The coding region runs from base 1 to 1266 and encodes 421 amino acids. Lineage: Eukaryota; Fungi; Ascomycota; Eurotiomycetes; Onygenales; Arthrodermataceae.